GUAACAUUCGAUUGCUUACCUUCUUCUCGGUCAAAUUGCGGGGAAAUCAGCCCAUUACUGUUUGAAACUAGCAAGUGACACCAACGAACAAAACAUACACAGAUGGUAUCGUUAACAAGCCUUGGGCUUAAGCUCAAAUCGAGAGAUUCGCCGCCGGCAAAGGCAGAUUCUGAUGUAGUUUGCGAGGCGUUGAUGAUGGAGUUGGAGUGUCAAAUCAAAGAGAUCGAGAGGAUUAACCGAGAAGGGGAAAGAGAAAAGAAGAGAAUGGCGAACAUAGCGGACUAUUCUUGGCUCAUAUCGACGCCUCAAAAAUCGUUUGAAAUUCCUCAGAUGGAGCGCCUUGCUCUUGAGGAGUUAGCCUCAAAAGUUCGACCCGAGGACAGCGGGAACGUAAUUUCCGAGUUCAGAGGUAUUGUUGAAGGUAUACCGCGAGACGUUAAAGAGAUACCCCAAGUUAUGCGGUGUAUAAUCGAUAAGCAUUUGUUAGAGAGAUCGCAACAUAGCGAGGAGUCGACAUUUCGAUGGUUAACGCGUAGCAUGUCGCAGUUAAGAACUUUAUCGAACCACACAUCAGGGAAAGUGUACCCAGCUACAGACGACCUUGAACUUCAAGAACGUCCUGAACCAAGGCGAGUGAAAAGUAUGUCUGACUUCUCCCGUUCGAGAGAACUAAAUAUGUCUGUAUAACUGCUUACUUCGAUGUUCAAUGUUGAUAGUAUAUUGUCGUUCGGUUAUCUGUGACUGUUAAUGGUGAUCCGUAAAAUCGUGCCUCUUUUUCGUGUAACCCAAUUCUUCAAGGAAGUAUUUGAUUAACUAUUGAGGUAGAUUUAUUUAAAGAAACAUACCUAAACCUACAACAAUGCCUUUUGCAAAUAUUUUGAUAUAGUGCUGUUGACUGCGAUAGGUGCCAUUCUUUGAUAUAUUUGUUUUACCUCUUCCAUUGGCUCAAAGAUUUUUAUAUCAUAUCAAAAGGGGAUAGAAUUGGCAGUGUACAUGCAUCAAAAAUUAAGGUGAUCAUAAAAUUGCUUUUGUGGUGGUAACAAAAUUAUUUAUUUAUUACAGGACUGUCUGAGUCAUGAGAGUAUUGUUAUUUAUGUUUUAAUAGAGUCCUGUGGAUGAAUAUUUUGUUUUUGUAAAGAUAUCACUAUUUACUGGUCAACUUGAUUUUUUUCUGUGAAGUCUGGGUCAUCUUAUUUGUGAUAAAUUUUGCUUAAACCCUGUAACUCCCAAGAUCUGAUUGUUAAUUCUCCCCUUUAGCUUCUUCACAUUUCCUUGUAAAUUAGGUAUGAGAACUUGGUGCUAGAUCAAGAUAGCAGCUUCUACCUGAUGAGUUUGAAUAUUCUCAUUACCUGUUUCCUGAUUAAUGUAUGGAUAUUAUAGGGAGAAGUUUUGUGUUAAUCACUUCUGGGAGUUAAAGGGUUAAGAGUCGUUAUGUAAAUUCCAAUUGAUACAGCUCACUGUUUUUACCCCUAUAUCAGUAUGAAAAUUCUCCACACUGUUCUCUAUACAUUUUCUCUGUUACUAAUAAGCAGAAUUUUUUCAACCACCAAGAGCUUUGUUAGUUGACAGUGAAGUCCCUUUACAUUUGCCUCAGGGGUGAUACUGCUACAAGAAAUAUGGUACUUGUCAAUCCUAAUGGGUUAAAGGGUUAACAGUUAAGGAAAUGAUUUUCAAUUUAUAUUGUCAUAUUUGUAUUACCUACAAGCAAACACUAGGCAACAAAGAUCCAUGUAUGGGUAUUAUGUACACUGAAUGUUGCUGACACUGAUGUAAUUAUAUGCUUAUAAAUAGCAAAUAACUACUUUAAAAAAUAAAUUUAUUGGGUACAUGGA
Messenger RNA from Pocillopora verrucosa, 1832 nucleotides. RefSeq names its product protein RD3-like. NCBI's taxonomy places the organism in Eukaryota, Metazoa, Cnidaria, Anthozoa, Scleractinia, Pocilloporidae. The record is from RefSeq and is a predicted model, not a curated record.